GCUUCAUUCUUGGCGGGUAAAAAAAUUUUCAAAUUUUGGCGAAAAAAGCUUUUCCGUAAGCAACCAUACAUCGAUUCCCCCAUUUCCAUCACUACCGGAAUGAAAUCCGUCCUCCAGUGCUGCUUCCCCCCACUGCUCCCCCCUUUCAACUUCAAAUGGGGGGUUCAAGCGUCCUCCGGUUAACGAUUCUCUGUUUAUACUUACUGCUGCAUUGAGUGAUCCGCGUAUUUAUAUUCUGACAGUUUCACCGCUAUAUUGAAUAUAGUGAAAAAGCGUUGCUUUUUCCAGAUAUCCUUAUUCUUAGAUUUACAAGACCACAUUUUCCUUUUCAACUAUAUUUAAUUUGAAAAUGGAUGAAAUAUCUGAUCAACUUUACAAACUGAAUCUGGGGAUAAAAGAGAACAAGACUUCAUCAGAGAUCCAGAAGAUUCUUAUGCAGAUCAAUAAACAGUUUUCUACUGAAGGCUGUGAUAAGAAAGCUGUUGUAGAAUAUUUGAUAAAAAAUGGAAUUGUUGACACAUUUUCUCUUAUAUUGAAAUCCAGAGAACGUUUUUCUGCAUCAACUUUUGCCCUUGUAGCAGAAAUCUUAGCUGAAGUUGCUAAACUUGAUUUAGGAAGGCAAACUUGUAGUGAUCCAGCUAUUGUUGUCCCUUUAUUGGAACUUAUGUCAAAUAAUGACACUAAUGUUGUACUUCAAGUCUGUCGAGCUCUUGGAAAUAUUUGCUAUGAUAAUGAUGCUGCUCGCAGUUUAGUUAAAGAAAAUAAUGGAGUGAAUCGACUUAUACAACUUUUAAGAAAUUUAUUGGAAAAAGAAAAUCUUCCUGAAAAUAUGAGAACUAUAGCUUCUGGCUGUUUGCUAAAUUUGACGGAUACUUAUGAAGAAAUUCAGGAUCAAGCUGUUGAUAAUGGUAUUCUUGAUGUAUUAUUGCAAUAUCUAAUGAAGUUCAGUUCUGACGAAGAUGUUGUGACUCAUUGUCUCUUAGUUCUCAGUUGUUUAGCUGAUAGUCAUAAAGGUCGAGCCAAAAUUCUGGAUAAAUCUGUGUUGUCAUCACUUCUUAGUUUGCUAGAAAAACCUCUUAAAGAUGAUAUUAUGGAUUCACUUUUAGAGUUAUUUGGAAAUCUGUGUGAAAAUGAUUUAGCUAAGCUUAGUUUAGCUCAAAUGGGGUUAUGUGAUAAACUUGUUGAGAUUGUUCGAAAACAUAUAAGUUCUGGAAGUGUUGUGACUGGUACCUUCAAUAUUUGUAAAACUGUCCCUGAUCUUAUCAUUCUUAUACUCACUGGUGAUGCAAGUAUGGAGCACCUUUGGAAAGAUGGUCAAGGUGUGGUUUAUAAAGAAACUCUAUCAUGGUUGAAAAGUAAUGAUGAAAAUCUUCUAAUUGCUGGGGCUUUGGCAACUGGAAAUUUUGCUAGAAAAGACAGUCACUGUAUUCAAAUGUUAGCUGAUGGUGUUGUUGAACAACUGAGAACACUCUUAGAAAAACAUUCUGGCAAGGAUGGUGAUAUUAGGAUGCAGCAUGCUGUACUUUCCGCUUUAAGAAAUCUUGCCAUUCCUGCUCAAAAUAAAGCAGCUAUGGUGAAGAUUGGUAUUGUUUCUAACCUGAUUGAUAUGAUGAAUGUUGAAACAUUCCCUGUUGUUUUUAAACUUCUUGGGACACUAAGAAUGUUACUUGAUAAACAAGAGGAUGUUGCAAAAACAGUUGGUGAAAAUAUUGAUUUUGUAAAAAGAUUAGUAAGCUGGUGUGCUGUGGAAGAUCACCCUGGAGUUAAAGGUGAAGCCACAAGAUUACUUGCAUGGAUUGCAAAGAAUUCCAAAACACCAUCUGUGAUGAAGAAUCUUGUGAAAGCUAAUGCCUUACCUCCAAUAAUCUCAAUGAUGAAAUCAGAGCAUGUUGUGAUGCAAAAUGAAGCUUUAAUAGCCCUUUCCUUGGUUGCUGUGAGUUGUUUAAGUGACAUAGAAGAAAUUGCAGGAUCAACUGAUCUAAUAAAUAUUUUGUAUCAAAUAUUGGCUGGUGAUUUGAUUGUUAUUGAGCUCACCCAAAAUGCCCUAUCUCUUCUCGUUGUACUGAUGUGUUCAGCAAAAUUGAGAAAUGCUGUUAAUAGCACACCCAUACGAACAGAUCUGAAAGUCUUAAAAAAUCACAAUGACAAAAAAAUUAGAGAUCUAGCAUCAAAUGCAAUACAGAUGCUUGAGACUAGUCAUGGCCCUUGAAAAUAUUUGUCAAUACUGCAAAUUGAAAUUAAGAUGUUGCUCAGUUCAUUCUAAAUAGGUUAUGCUUAUAUUUUUUUAUGUGUUUUAUAUUUAUUUAAGUAGGUAUGUUUAAAAUCCUGAAUCAUUUAUAGUACUGUAUAUGAAAAUUGAACCUCAUGAAUGUAAAAUACAUUCUGUCAGUAUUUUUUUUAGGUUUAAAUGUUUUCAAGGAAAUUUGUCAAGUUUAAAAUACACUGUAUUGUGUUUCAACCAGUUUUUUUUUUCGAAUA
This is a messenger RNA of Argiope bruennichi, 2478 nucleotides long. RefSeq names its product rap1 GTPase-GDP dissociation stimulator 1-like (gene vimar). The record is from RefSeq and is a predicted model, not a curated record. The transcript is spliced from 15 exons. The coding region runs from base 350 to 2209 and encodes 619 amino acids. Gene Ontology annotation, biological process: positive regulation of GTPase activity. Gene Ontology annotation, cellular component: cytosol. NCBI's taxonomy places the organism in Eukaryota, Metazoa, Arthropoda, Arachnida, Araneae, Araneidae. Gene Ontology annotation, molecular function: protein binding; guanyl-nucleotide exchange factor activity.